This is a messenger RNA of Megachile rotundata (alfalfa leafcutting bee), 1343 nucleotides long. RefSeq names its product malate dehydrogenase, mitochondrial. The record is from RefSeq and is a predicted model, not a curated record. NCBI's taxonomy places the organism in Eukaryota, Metazoa, Arthropoda, Insecta, Hymenoptera, Megachilidae. Gene Ontology annotation, biological process: tricarboxylic acid cycle; carboxylic acid metabolic process. Gene Ontology annotation, cellular component: cytoplasm; mitochondrion. Gene Ontology annotation, molecular function: L-malate dehydrogenase (NAD+) activity.
UUUGCAAAUUAAUAGAAUGGUUCAGAGUAUUUCUGAAAUAUAUUUUGUGCGAUCGAAUCGUUUCUCUUCAAAAUCCAUGAAAGUGGCAGUGCUAGGAGCUGCCUGUAAUACGGGAAAUUGUCUUUCGUUAUUCCUGAAACAAUCAUCUUUGAUCGAUGAAUUGGCAAUUUACGAUAGCAAAUGUACUCGUGGUCUCUCAUUGGACUUGAGUCACAUCGAUACGAAAUGUAAGGUUAGCGCAUAUGAUUCUUCCGAGAAAAAUCUUCAAGAAACGCUGGAGGGUGCUAAAAUAGUUAUGAUCAUCGCGAAUCAAACGAUUGGAAAUGAACAAAAGUCAGAGACAUUGAAGCAGAAUGCCGAUAUCUUGUCGGACUUGUUACCAAACGUUAUUAAAUUUUGUCCCCAGGCUAUGCUCGCGGUCGCGAUGGACCCGAUAAACAGCUUAAUACCUCUGACGAUGGAAAUGUAUAAAAGAGCCGGAGUUUAUAAUCCCAAUCGCAUUUUUGGGAUAACUAGUCUGAACUGUGUCAGAGCAAAUACAUUCGUAGCGGAAGUAAUAGGUAUCGAACCGGAAUGCGUAGUGGUACCAGUGAUUGGCGGAGCUUGUUCGAAUACGUGUGUGCCUCUUCUUUCUCAUGCGAAACCUUGCAACAAACUAUCGGAGCAAGAAGCUAGGAAAUUAACACACGCGAUGCGAACGGCGGAUGAAAAGAUAGCAAGCAUAAGCAAACGGAAAGACAGAAUAUGUUUCGCUUUGGCUUUCGGAGCAGCCAGAUUUUGCAUGUCUCUUUGCAAAGCUUUGCGACAUCAGAGCGGUGUAGUGGAAUGCGCCUACGUUCGAUCUUGCCUGGUACCAGAAUUAACAUAUUUCGCUGCUCCCUUGGAACUAGGUCCGGAUGGAAUUCAGAAACACGUGGGGAUUCCGCCUCUGUCCGAUUACGAAUGUAACCUUCUCGAAAUAGCCAAACCCAAAAUCAAAGAAGCUAUUCUGCUUGGAGAGGUAACGAAUCACAGUUUCAAUUUUAAUCGAGAGAAUAAGCUAUUUUACUCGGUCGUUUGACAGACUCUCGCUCUUGGCAACGAGAACGUUCCUUCGGAGACUUGUCCGCCACCUAGCGAUUCGACUGACCGAGCAAACCCUGCACCGCAAUCUUCGUAAUUUUAUAAUUGGCCAAUAUGAGAUUAAAGCACGCUGGCUCAUUUUACAAUGUUGAUUUUGGAGAGUGAGAAAGUACACGCGAGAGUCACGAUCAAGUGGCGUUUUCGCGAGAAAAAUAGCGAUUUUGACGACAUCGUUAUCGAAUCGUUUCACACUGAAAGUUCAGCCGCUGUGGUCGGUUACG